UGCAGUUCGUUUAUUUUAUUUCUUAUAUGCAGUGUUACAAAAAAUAGCCGGUCGUCUAGCCCAGCGUACUUUAAUAAACAGAAAGCGCAAACCAGACUACGCUCACGCGGAUUGGUCAAAGCAGCCUGUGGAGUAGCUGUGACGUAGCCGUGUCGCUUAAACGGCGCCCCGAGCGUUCUUUGAAACGGACUGGCUGGUGACUUCACUCAGUCUUGUUCCUCCGGAUAUCAUCUUCUUUCCCACCCAUUCCAGAGUUAAUGGAGACAGAAAACAAGCCGACCACAUGUCUUCUAUUUUAAGAGACUUUGUUUUUUUUAAGCUCCAGACUUUUAAAUAAAUUAGCUAAGCACCUUGGCGUGUUUUUUUUCCCGUGCGCAUGUCCUUUUUUGGGUGAAUUCUUACACACUGGAAGCCCAGAAAGACGAGGAGCGUGCGUUUGUCACCUGGAAUGAAAACACGGAACGAUGGGAUCAAUUAAAUUUGGAGUGUCGAGUUUGCGCUGGGAUGUUCCGCUGGUUUUAUUGCGUAUCCACCUGACAUUAGCAUCACUGAAAGUUGCAGGGGUGGCCAGCAGGGCGGAGGUGGAGUGCUCCUUGGGGCAGUUCCCCUGUGGGAACCUGAGCGUGUGUUUGCCCCAGGCGCUCCACUGCAACGGGCACGAGGACUGUGCCAACGGUGCCGACGAGGAGAACUGCGGGGACAACAGCGGCUGGGCGGACUUCUUCGACCGGACCACAAUCAGGAGGAACCAGCAGGAGCUCCCCCGUGCCUGCUACCUGCAGGAGUACCCAGAACACUGCGAGUGCACAGAGACCGAACUGCAGUGCGUGCAGGUCCACCUGAACACCGUGCCCCAGGUGUCCGCCAACGUGACCCUGCUGUCCCUGAGGAGCAACGCCAUCCAGAGGCUUCCGGAUGACGCCUUCGAGAAGUACCCCGAGCUGCUGAGGCUGUUCCUGCAGAACAACAGCAUUGAGUCAGUUUCCACCCGUGCGUUCAGUGGGCUGUACAAACUGAGGAAACUGUCUCUCAGUCAGAACUGCAUCACUGCACUGAGACCUGGAGUAUUCAGUGACCUUUACACAUUACACUGGCUAAUUCUGGACGAUAACCCGCUGAAGAAGAUCUCCCAGGACACAUUCAUCGGCCUCAGCGCCUUGUUUUUCCUGUCCAUGGUGAAUAACUCCCUGGAGCAGUUGCCCAAGACUGCACUGUGCUACUACAUGCCCUCACUCAGCUGGCUGGACUUUGAGGGGAACCGGUUGGAGACGCUGAACUUCUCCACGCUCUUGAGCUGCGAUGAGCUGACCGUGCUGUCUCUGCGUGACAACAGAAUCAGGAAGCUCCCAGAGAACACUUUCCAGCCCCUGAGCAUGCUGGGAGAGCUUGACUUGUCAAACAACAGAAUCACGGAUCUCCCCUACGGCAUGUUUCGGGGGCUCAAGUCUCUGGAGAUUUUAAAUAUAUCCCACAAUCCUUUGCACCGUGUGCGCCUCGGUCAGUUCGAUCCGCUGAUCCAGCUCCAGUCGCUUGGUCUGGAGGGCAUCGAUAUCCCAGAUAUCCAGACCCGGAUGUUUCGACCGAUGGCAAAUCUGUCCUACAUAUACUUUAAGAAGUUUGAGUACUGCUCCUACGCCCCCCACGUGAGGCGAUGCCGACCCAACUCGGACGGGAUCUCGUCCUUCGAGGACCUGCUGGCCAACGCGGUGCUGCGGGUGUCGGUGUGGGUCAUGGCCUUCGUCACCUGCUUCGGCAACCUCUUCGUCAUCGGCAUGCGCUCCCUCAUCCGCGCCGAGAACAGCCAGCACGCCGCCUGCAUCAAGGUCCUCUGCUGCGCUGACUGCCUGAUGGGCGUGUACCUGUUGUUCGUGGGCGUGUUCGACCUGAAGUUCCGCGGCGAGUACAACCGGAACGCGCAGGCGUGGAUGGAGAGCGUGGAGUGCCGCACGCUGGGCUUCCUGGCCAUGCUCUCCUCCGAGGUGUCGGUGCUGCUGCUCACCUACCUGACGCUGGAGAAGUUCCUGGUCAUCGUCUUCCCCUUCAGCCGCCUGCGGCCGGGCCGCCGCCAGACCGCCGCCGCCCUGGCCCUGGUCUGGCUGCUGGGCGGCGGCAUCGCCGCCGCGCCGCUGCUGGCCCGCGGGCCCUUCGGCAACUACUAUGGCCGCAACGGCGUCUGCUUCCCGCUGCACUCCGACCGGCGGGAGCGGCCCGCCGCCCGGGCCUACUCCACCGGGGUGUUCCUGGGGCUCAACCUGCUGGCCUUCCUGGUCAUCGUGUUCUCCUACUCCAGCAUGUUCUUCUCCAUCUACAAGACGGGCAUCAAUGCCUCAGACCUGCGCAGCCGGCUGCACAAGGACGUGGCCGUGGCCAACCGCUUCUUCUUCAUCGUGUUCUCUGACGCCCUCUGCUGGCUGCCCAUCUUCCUGGUGAAGACGCUCUCCCUGCUGGAGGUGGAGAUACCGGGCACCAUCACGUCCUGGGUGGUGAUCUUCGUCCUGCCCAUCAACAGCGCUCUGAACCCCAUCCUCUACACGCUGACCACCAGCUUCUUCCGGGAGCAGGUGGAGCAGCUGCUGUGCCGCUGGCAGAGGCUGUCGGCCCAGCGCCGGGACCGCAAGAGCCUGACCAGCUCCGUCAUCUCCAUGGAGGCCCCCCGCCCGUCAGCAUGCCGCCUGCACAGGCCCGGCCUGCCCCGGAUAGCCCUGGUGCACACCGACGCCAAGUACGGCUGACCGGGCGGGGGAGGGGGAG
Messenger RNA from Anguilla anguilla (European eel), 2751 nucleotides. It is a transcript of the gene rxfp2a, whose product is annotated as relaxin family peptide receptor 2a. Gene Ontology annotation, biological process: G protein-coupled receptor signaling pathway. The coding region runs from base 465 to 2732 and encodes 755 amino acids. The transcript has 18 exons. The record is from RefSeq and is a predicted model, not a curated record. Gene Ontology annotation, molecular function: protein binding; G protein-coupled receptor activity. Gene Ontology annotation, cellular component: membrane. Lineage: Eukaryota; Metazoa; Chordata; Actinopteri; Anguilliformes; Anguillidae.